AAAAGUUGAUUGACCUUAGUAACGUAUGAAAAUGGAGUCGGACAGAUAUUUUCUCGAUAUCUGAAUACUUCAAAUUUAAUUAGCUGACAAGUAUUUUAGAAGCAUAUGUAGAUAAGAUAAAACAUUCCACACCUGUUGUUAGCAGAAGAUAUUCUUCACCAGUAUGACUGAUGUACUUGAUGGACCAUUAGGGUCCUUGAAAAAGCGAGCUGAUCCCCAUGUGUCAGAACUGCAAGCCAAACUACGGGAGAGAAAAAAGCUAGGAUUGACCCAUGAUUUGAGUGAUAGUGAUGUUCUGGAGGACAAUGAUGAUGGAGAUAGUGAAGAUGAUAUCCUGAACCAAUAUAGAAUAGAAUCUAGUAGCCACAGGAGAACUGAUCGUCCUAGUUCAGCAAAAAGGAGGUCACCUGUAUCAACUGGUGCCUAUGAUAGUGGAAUUUCAUUAGGUGAUACACUAAGGCCAGGACAGGGAAACAGAUUCAUGAAAUCAUCAAGAAGUACAACCCUGAGUUCUUCUCCUUCAUCACAACGUAAAUCAGAAAUGCCAUCAAUUGCUUCCCCAAAACAGUCUCCAAAAGAUAAACAAAGUUUGCUCUCUGACAGUUUGUCAUAUGAACAGAAAGAGGCUAUCAUCAUGAAUAGAAAAACUCCAACUAAAGAUCUACAGCAAAGACAGAGCCCUGUUGACCUUUCCAAACCAUGGCAGCCUCCAUCCUACAGAAAAGUUAGUGCAACACCAGAAGAUGACAUAGGUGACACUGCAAGUUCAGGUUUAAUGAGAGGAAGAAAAACUCCACAAGACCCAUUACUUGAAUCCAUCAGUGAGACACCAUCUCCUAGGUACAGGAAACAGAGUCCCAAUUCUGACAAAAAGAUGCCUUCUAUGCCAGGGUUGGACGGGAAAAGUCCUGGACUGGACAGAAAAAGUCCUAAACUAGACAGAAAAAGUCCUGGUUUAGACAGGAAAAGUCCUGGUUUAGAUAGAAGAAGUCCUGGUUUAGAUAGAAGAAGUCCUGGUUUAGAUAGAAAAAGUCCUGGUUUAGAAAGAAGAAGUCCUGGCACAGAUAGAAAAUCACCCAAGGCAUUAAACUUAGAUGAUCCUCUGAUGUCUGUUAAAGGUGCCACACCACGACCAAAACUUAAGACAGAUGUUUUUGGAAGCUCCUCAGCUAUGGAUGCAUCCCUAGAUGAAGAGCCUACACCAAAACCUAGAAAGUCAAGAUUUUCUAGUGCAGGACAGAAAACAGAAAGUGAUAGAAUUCCUGGGAGAAAAACUCCCACAGAAAAAGAUAGAUUUGGUGGUCGGAAAACACCAACGGACAAAGAUAGAUUUACAGGUCGUAAAACUCCAACAUUUGGCAAAAAGUUUGAAAAAGAAGAAAAUGAAAAAGCCAAGGAAAAAAGUGAAAGAAAGCAGGAGCCAAGUUUAAUGGAUUUUUUAACUGGUGAUGUUACUGAAAAAGAAACACAGAAAAAAGGAAAGAAAAAUGGACUUUUUGAUGAAGAUGAUAGUGACGAGGAAGAGGGAAGAAAACAAAAGGUCAAACCUAGACGACCACAACAUGAAAUUCAAAAGGAGGAGGAGCCAGAGGUAGACAGUUUUCAAGCUCUUUUAGCCAAGAAAAGUUAUCAAAAAGGAAGGAAACCACAAGCAGAUGAAAGUUCUAUUUGUGAAGAAUAUGAAUUUGAACCAGGCCUGAAAAAAACUACAGAUUUGCAUAUGGAACAGAGCCAAACACUCAGGUCAUACAACAAACAGAGGUCAGAUAAACAGCAAGCUGAAGAUGCAAUAGAUAUGGUGGCAGGUCAACAGAGAACUCAACAAAUGAAGCCAAUAGAACGCCCAGAUAGUUCUAAAAAAACAACCACAAGCAGUAAAAUUGUGAAGCCAAAACCUCGACAUUCCCUACCUGGUACCCCUACUCCUUCUUUAACCCUGUCUGAGACAGAAUUUAAUGAUACCAAAUCUCUGAGGGAAGCUAUCUUUAAUGACUGGAAGAAAGAAAGACUGAAUUCUGCUCGACAAAAACAAUCUGAAGAAAAGAAGAAAAAAGAAGAAGAGGAAAAGAAAAAGAAACAGGAUUUACAAAAUAAAAGAUUAGAGAAUGAGGCAGCAUAUAGAACUUGGAAAGAACAAAGAGAACCAGUAAUUAAAGAUAAAAUGAAGGAAAAACAUAGAGAAGAAAAGAAAAAGAAAUUAGAGGAAGAGGAAAAAUUAAAGAAAAAGAAAGAUGCAGAAAAGGAAUUCAAGAAAUGGAAAGAAUUAAAUGAUGAAAAGUUGAUUGAAAAGCAAAAAGAAAAGAAACGAGCUGAGAGAAGAAAAGAAGAAGAAGAAAAAAAAAAGCAAAGAGAUCGAGAAAAAGAUAAUGAAAGUGCUCUCAGAGUCUGGAAAGAGAAGAAGGAAGAUGUUAUUAAGGAAAAAACCAAAGAAGAAAAAGAUAAAAUGAAACAAACAAAGAGAUUUAUGGAUGCAGAAAAACGAAAACAGGAAGAGGAAGCCAGACAAAAAUAUGAGAAAUGGCUGUCAAGGAAGGACAAACAGAAAGUUGUUGAUAGGAAGAUAAGGUACAGUUCUACAGAAAGUAUAGAGGAACGACCAGCUUGGAGCCCAGCUAGUAGAACAAUUCCUCAUGGUCGAUGAUAGCCAAAAGCUUGUGGUAGUGAAUUUAAGAACUUGAAAAAAUACAGGAAUAAGUUUGAUGUUGAAUCCUUCAUUGGGGAUUAUAGCUUUGUACAUUUAACCAAUUGUAGAACAUAGGUAGCUAAGACAUUUUAUCUUGCUUACAUGAAGUAAAAUAAAACUAUUUUUGUUCUGCUGCUUGUAGAUUAACAUCAGCAUCAGUUGACAUUAGUGAUAUUUAUCCAAGCAUCAUUUGAAUAUUCUGUUAAUGUAAAGUCUAAAUGAAUAGUUCAUAUUUGUUUCAAGAUUCUUUAUUUCCUGAUGUUAAAAAUGCUUUCACACGUAACAUAACCCUACAUGUGUAUCAAAACUAACAGAAUUUGUUUUUAAAGAUAUUUAAUAUAUUUCAUACCUUCUUUUCCUAUUUUUUGAACUCUGAAUUUUUAGAUUUGUUUACUGAUUUCUUUGGUUGUAGUAGUCAUACUGAUGUUGAUAUUGUUGUGGAAAUUCCUCUUUCAGAGGCAGCUAUUGUGAAAGUAUGAUUGCUGGUGGAUUCAUAUGUUUUUUUAUUGUCUCAAAAUCAUUCCACUCUAGAUUUUCCUGUUUCAUACCGAAUCAAGUGGACAAUAUGCUCUUUUUGUUGUUCAAAUUCCUAUCAUUAACAGACCACAGACUAGAACAACAGUACUCCAAAAAGAAAGUCAUCUUAUAAACAGUAUAAAUAUAUUUUUAUUAUUCUUUUGUAGCCUUAGGCCAAAAAAAAAUAUAUGUCUGUUUAAGGUUGCAUACUUUAAAAAAAUAGGGUAGGUAGGUCAGUAUUUCCAUUUUAUUUUAUUUUUUCAUUUUAUUCUUUGGGACAUGAUUUUGAGUCAUGCCGUUUCGUCUUGUCGUGGUCCGAGUUGAUCAUGGGUCGAGUUUACCCGUAUUUUUAAUGAUUGGAUUAUUUCCCUUGGUAAUUGGUUGGAAAAAAUGGCGGCAAACUGUUUAUUUCAUCACACGAGUUGCGAAUUUCCUUAAAACAGCUGUCAUAUUCAUGAUUGUGAACAUUGGGAUGUAUCAGGCAAUUGAUUUAUAUCAUUUGCAACACUAACUUCGCUUUUGACACGAGUUCAGUUUAUUUUUCACUUUACGACGGAAAUAAAAAAACACUUGUUGUUUAAGUUCUUUGAAUUUCACUGCAGAAAACAUUUAGAUCAUAAAACAAGAGUUAUGUUUUCAGAUUGUUUAUGGACUUUAAAAUCAAGUUUUCCUAUAAUUUUAUCAGUUUUAAAGAAGAAAGCUACAAGUUUCCAUAGAAAUUAAGUUCAAGGGAGGAAACAGUAUUUCCUAAUGCUUAAAAACUCAUGGAAAAAGUGUUGGACAAUGUUUGUGGUUCACAUUUAACAAUUGACAUGGUAUUGAUAAGACUAGAACAGUAUAAGAUACAGAAAAUUACAAUUUAUACCUCUUCUUUUUUGAAAAUAGUGAACAUUAUGGUUUAUUUACAGAUGUGCAUGAAUUCAUCAAUUUAUUGAAUUGUUUAAUAUAAAUUCAUCAAUUAAAACAUAUCCAUGAUGUAAUACUUGUUCCAGUUUUAAUUUUUUUCCUGUACAUUAUAAAUUUCUGAAUAUUUUUAUGAUAAAUUUGUAUGUAUGUUUCAUUGUCAGUGAAGUAAAAGUAGAUUGUUUAUUUUAGUGCUUUUAGAUAUUAAUUAUGUUUUACAUAUGACCUUUUUUGUUGAAAAAUAUUCCGUCCUAAUGUGAUAUGUAAUGUCUGAUGUAGAUAUGUUUUAUUUUUCAUUUUUAUUUAGUAAAUGUAAUUUCAUGGAUUUUAAACUAAAAAGGCCAUUUUGAUCUGAACUGAACUUAAAAGACCUCAUUCUUUCAGUCACUUUUCAGAGCUAUUGAUUGCAAUAAAUUCAGUACUGUUCAGACAUUUGGCUUGCCAUCAAAUUAAGGGGUGUUGUGUUUUUGGUAUGAAGGAAAGUGAACAUGCCUAACAAUUCAAACUGAAUACCCAAUUUUUUGGCUAUAAGGAUAUAAAAGUUUGUUGAAACAUUAUCAACAGAACCAUACAUUUAAACAUGCUUGGCAAGCGUCACAUUUUUAAGAUUUAAUUGUCUCAAGUGGGGAAAUAUGAUAUCUAACUCAACAAAUUGGUAGAAUGUAUAUUUAAGCUUUAGAUUAUUACUAUUUUAGUUUAAGACUUAAUAAUAGCAGCAGUUCAGUCUAUAUUGUUUUAGUUAUUUGUGUAGUACUACUUGAUGUUUAGGUCUUCAUCUUAUCUGUGAUAUGUUUCUAUUAAAAAUCAUGAGAAUUAAACAUCUUAAAACAAA
Molecule: messenger RNA, 4934 nt
Organism: Mytilus californianus (California mussel)
Lineage: Eukaryota; Metazoa; Mollusca; Bivalvia; Mytilida; Mytilidae
Product: microtubule-associated protein 9-like
Exons: 12
Coding region: 164-2641 (825 amino acids)
Biological process (GO): regulation of mitotic cytokinesis; mitotic cytokinesis; mitotic spindle assembly
Cellular component (GO): astral microtubule
Molecular function (GO): microtubule binding
Source: RefSeq, a predicted model, not a curated record